ACAUAAUUCUGCUAUGAUUCCCUGUGUAUUGAUCUGAGAUAAAUUUGAGACUUUUUUUUGAGAUAUUGAAUUUGAAACAUUUGCACCUCAAUAUUUUCUAUACUCCUGGACUAAUAUGAUACUUAACUUAGACAUAUUGAGUAUACGCAAUCUUUGAGUUGUAAGGUGGAGAUUUUCUACUAAAGUCAUGCACCCCUGCCUUGCCGUUCCAUUGCCCUGCUAGCACUGUCCGUGCCUUUCUUUGCCUACCCUUCCUAUGCCUUUUCUGGUGCCUGCCUACUAUGUCCUUGCCUGUGGCUCCCAUGCCUUGCCUACCCCUGUCUUCCUGAUUCCUCUUCCUAUUUCCUUGCAUGCCUUUGCCUUGGCAACCUCUCCGCAACACUUUCUAUAUUGAUUUCCAGUUUAUUCUAGUUUUCUUAAAACAUAAGAGUCAGAUCUUAUUACAUUCAUAAAAUUUGGUUACUAGACGAAUCCUCUUCCAACUUAUGGUUUUUUAGUAUUGAAAAGCCUGUUUCUUAUACGAUCACUUCUGUGGCGCACAAUUUUUGUUUAGCUUGGUUAGAUUUACAUUCAACAUGGAGAAAAAGAAAGUUGAUCAUAGAUCUGGAAAUUAAUUCUUUCUUUUUAGAAAUUUUAACCCGGGGCAUUUUUAUCUUUCUAAAAUAUUUCUAAAAAGUGCUGUUUUUAAAAACCCGUGUCUCGUGUCUAUUUUGAGUACACAAAUCAAUCAUCGAAUGGAGUUUACAAAUUGAACUCGUUUAUUUGGUUUUAUUUUACCGAAAGAUAUUGUGCAACAGCAGAAUAAUCGAGUCAGCAUCGUAGACACUAUGCCAAAUUCUUAGAAAUGUAUGAAUAGACUCGAGGCGGGAUUGUUGCCAAGUGAUUGUAUAUUCUCUGCUAUUCUAUGAGAGAAUGCGAUGAGGUUGAAGUUUGUUUAGAUUGUGCAAAGAUAUUUUUCAUUAAAAAUUCGUCAUGUAUGACUGAACAAUUUAAAUAUGUUUAAUUCAUUCCUUCCAAGUCUACAAGAUUAUAUCACCGAUCAAGACGUCCAAGAAUUUCAACGCCUUAAACGGAUAGAUGAAAUUCAAAAUAUUUUGAAGGAAAAUCCAGAUAAGAACAUAAUACUAAAGGAGUUUGUCAGAAAUGCUGAAAAUGCGGGAGCAUCCAGAAUUGUCUUCAUCCACGAUGAAAACGAUCAUCGUUUUAUCAAAGGACAACAUUUUUCUUCUGAUAUUAUUGCCGAGUCACAGGGACCAGCGUUGUAUGUGUUUAUGGAUACCCUAAUGACUCCUUCUGAUUGGGAUGAGCUGAGUUCAAUCCACCGCAAAUUAUUGCGUGACGAUUUCAACAAGAGAAGAAGAUUUGGUGACAAGUUUCAAUCUGUUUUUCAUAUCAGUGAUCAAAUGGUCGUGGCAAGUGGCAGCAGGAUGGCGUAUGUUGAUCCACUAACACGCGUUCAGUCGGAUCUUGAAUAUUUGGAUUUUUCCCAAUCUCGGGAUAGAAUGCUGUUUGCUGAUGUUUCACUAUCAGAUUUUAACUUGUUUAAAAAAUUACCACCAAGAUUUUCGCUUGAUGCUGAUGGUUUUUGUAAUGGUACCUUAUUUCGAUUUCCUCUUCGACAUGUACGAACGGAGCUGUCAAAAGCAUGUUGCACGAAAGACCAUCUAACAGUCCUAUUUGAAUCCUUUAUAGACAAUGGCCAUUUAAAUCUUUUGUUUGCAAAAAAUCUGGAAACAAUAUCAUUGUACAAGAUCGGUACUAAAAAGAAUACUCUUAAAGAGGUUUUUAUGCUAAAAAUAACUGAGGGAUCUUCGCAACAAUAUCAACAGAAGAGAAAAGACUUUCAUAAUCUUAUGAAAGGAUGUACGGGAGAACAGAAUCUCGGCGAGGAAGUGUUGAACCAUCAUGUUAAAAUAGAAGAACGAAUACACGGCUUACGCAGUGUUUGCUCAUACGAUGUGAGCGAACAGUUUGGUUGCCAUGGUGAUCUCAACAAUGUUGCUAUUAGUAACAAUUUAUUUUACAAUCCCUACAUCGCAGUUGCUAUGCCAAUGGAUGACGUCGAGGCUGGUGUUGUGUGCAGUUCUGCAGAAUUAUUAAAUCCAGCUCCCUCUGGAUUCCCGGUUUAUAUAAAUGGUGGCUUUGUCGAUUCGUUAGAUAUAUUGACGUGGAAAGAUUCGGAUUGGAACGACCUUUUGGUGAAGCAUCUUCUUCCAAUCGUUUAUGUCAACUUGAUGAAAUUUAUGAUGCAGGAAGAUAGAAAAUUUGACUUGAUCUACCAACUGUGGCCUGAUCUAAAUUACGUAAAUCAAAAAUGGCUGCCUUACUGCGGAAAUAUUUUAGCCAAACUAACAGCAAUUCCAAGUAUGUUUGUUGAAAACAAAAAAGAAUGGGUGUUUAUUAAAGACGCUGUUUUCAUCAAUGAAAGAAGUUUCAGAUCAAGAAAUCAACAUCUUGCUGUGUUCAAUUUUCUGGAGAGUUUAGCAAUCAACGUUGUCAACGUUCCCGACCGUAUUGUGAACACAUUUAAAACGCAUUUUAACGUAGUGAACAAAGAAAGUAUACAAUUACUACUUAAACAUUAUCCGCAGUAUUACCAUCAACUGACUACUCCAGAGCAAUCCCAUGUCUUCUCGUUUGUCUUUCAAACUUUAAGCGAUUUGAAGAACAUAAGUGGUCUAAUGUUGCUGCGUCUCGGAAAUGGACAAUACUCGUGUAUCCAACCACGAAGUGAACAAAAUGCAAUGUAUCUUACAACAAAUGUUGCAACGAAAGAAAUCUUACCACGAUGGAAAAAUGUCGUGGACGAGGAAAUGUUUUACAACAGAGAGAUGUUGUUGACACUUGUUAUAGCUGCAGCACGUUCAGGUCAAACGAACCUGGUGUUAUUAGACAAUUUCGAGAAUGUCCGACACGCUGUAAUAUCAAACCUUCCACAACAAUGGACGUCAACUAACCAAAUUCUUGUGGAGUGGCCAUUAAAUGAUCAUACGUUCCCUGAAAAAUCAUGGCUGUCUUAUUUCUGGAGGUACGUCAAAACACAACGAAUCCGUAUGGAGAAGUUGGAUGGUCUUCCUUUAAUUCCAAUUACACAACUUAGGAAGCAGUACUUGUAUAAACUUUGUCAACCACCUUUACUUAUGUGCGAUGGUUUAUCAAAUGGGUUGGAAGAUUUCUUUCGUCAGAUCGGUCUAAUAUUUUGUGACGGAAAGGAAAUACCUUCAUUGAUAGACGAUUUGGUGUCUGCUGAUAGAUUACUACUACCAACUAAUGGUGUUCUACAAGCUUUUCAGAAUAUUGGCGUGUAUAAAGGAGUGGAUAUGAUCAACGUGAUGUUAGAUAAAUCAUCUCCUGAUGUACAUCAAUCUAUUCUUGAAAUUAUAUUACAAUCCACUGAGGAAAUACCUGCUGUGAUUUGCGACUUAAAUUUGUUGACGGCUGUUAACGGAAACACUCGUAUCUCAAUUAGGGAUGGAAAAAUUGUCAAUACAGACGACGUUCCAAAAGUUUGGAAUUGUGAUUUUGGAAAAUUUGUUAUCUCAGAGUCCAUAUCCGAUAUUGUUAACGGUCGAUUGCAUGACAGUUUGACAUAUUGGUCAUUCGAAGAUAUCUCUGCCUUUGUCUUACAAAAUUAUGAAUUACUUUCUGAAGAUGAGGUGGUUUCUUUCAACGAAUUUCUUCUUCAAAGAUUGCCGCAAUGUGAAGUGUCAGAAAUCUUCCUUGAUACUUUAAAAAACAAUAUUUUUGUCACCAGUGAAGGAGUGCGUUGCCAACCUAAAGACUUGUUCGAACGCACAGAAUUAUUCGACCUUCUCUUUUCCGGAGAGGUAGGAAGGUUUCCUGAUGAAAACUUUGACGCAGCAACAUUGAAGCUGAUUGGAUUAAAAUCAACAAUUAAUGACAUCACUGUAGAGGACAUUGGAUCCAGCAUUCAAAGCAUUAUUAAUUUAUCUACACCCAGAGAAAGAAUCACUGCAAAAGCUAAAGCCAUACUAUCCAUCAGCUUUAAAAGAAAGUUUGACUUGGGCGGAUAUAUGGAAUUUUCAUGGAUGCCGAUUCAAGAACACCGUCCUACGGAUUACCCUUCUUCACUGGAGUGGUUUGGAGGUCUGGAAAAGAGAGAAAGUGUUGUGCAUUUAGAAGCCGUGGGUAACAUAUAUGCGCCCAGGUUUAACCAUUUAGUUGGUUCCGUCUCGUACAUUGUUGAUGAGGAAUUAACUGAAGAACUCCAAAAGCUUCAUUUUAUAGCUGUUCCAACGUUAGAUACUGUUCUAUCACACUUGGAAAAGAUUCACGACAUAGAAGAUUUUGCUGAGGAGGAAACACUCCUUUAUUGCAAGAUGAUCUUUGACGUGUAUAAAUAUCUAGCUUUGUUUGAUGUCAACGAUGUUGCAAGUCGUUUCAAAGAAAACAAUUUCAAGAUAUGGCAAGGUAAAUCCUUUUUAUCUUAUGACCAGAUUUCACUGGCGGAAACGAAAGUUGAUGUGAGUCCCUACUUCGAGUUGCUGCCAAAAACGUUCCCGAAAAGUUUUAAACAGGUCCUGCAAAAACUGGGUUGCUGUGGCGAGACAGAAGAGACAGUGUAUGUUGAAGUUCUAGGAAAAAUGAAGGUAAAAUAUGAUGAAGUCGGCCACGAGACUAGCGACGCUGAUUUAAAGCUCGCUUUGAAAAUUACAACAGCCUUAGCAGGAAAAGCACUGGAUGAUGAAGUUAAAUCGUCAAUAUUUAUCCCAGUGGAGUCAGAAACACUAAAAUUUUGUUUAGUUAAGGAUUGCUUCUAUUUUGACUUUAAAGAAGACACAAGUACUGAGCACAUCAAAGAUUUCAACAUAGUGCAUCGUAAGUUAGGUAGAAAGAUUGCUGAUCAACUUGGCGUGCCCUAUUUAGUAUGCGAAAAAAUGAUCUCAGAUGUCAGUUCUAGCAAAAAUCAGGAAAUUUUAAUAUCGCGUAUAAAGAAUAACAUAGAUGAACAAUCUAGCGAGACCGCAUUGCCGGUCCAACUCAUUCGAAACGGCGACAGUAUUGGUGCUACGAAAGUUUGUUUCUUAUUCGAUGAACGACAAAACAAGAAUUUUAAAACAGCGUUAAUAGAUGGAGGCAUGAAAGAUUGGCAAGGUCCUGCUCUUUGGGUGUAUUUUAAUACAUGUUUCAAAGACGAAGAUUUCCAAAUUCUAAGUGACAAUUGCACUGGGAAAUCAAAGACGCGAGAUUUUCAUGCAGUAUACAGCAUAACUGACGUCCCAAGUUAUUUCAGUGGAGACACAAUGUUAAUAGUUGAUCCACAUAUGAAGUAUCUCGGGAAGGCUUGCGAACAGAAAAAUAUACAUGCCGUCAAAAUUCCUAUAACGCCAUCCAAUGUUAAUGCAAAGAAAUUCUCAGAUCAGUUUAAACCGUUUCAUGGAAUAUUUGGCGCAUGCGUAGAUUACAGUAACGAAAACGUGAAACAGUUUGACGGAACUCUCAUCAGGUUACCAUUAAGGAAUGACACUACAGCGGCUAAAAGCAAACUGAAGCAAGACUUAGUGGACAUGAAAUUGUUGUUUGAGGGUGUGAAGCGUUUGUUGAGUGACUUACUUCUCUUCACUAAACAUGUAUGUUCGGUUGAGAUACUUUACUUGAAUGCAGAAUCCAAAUCGUUCGCAGAAAAUCUUACACUCUGUUCUGUGCAUAGAAAUAUUAUCUUGCCUCAAAAUAAGAUGGAUAAUCAAGACAUAUCAGGCAAUGAGGAGAUCGAAGAAAGAAUGUCGUGUGUCGAAAUACAAGGUGAAGAUGAUAAAACAAAAAAAUGGUAUGUUGCGCGCGAUGACCAGUCAAGCGAAUCAAAUAGUGCAGUAGCUAUUGGAUACGAAGAGAAAGAGGAUGGGACAGUGACGCUGGUGACAGAUGCUGAAAUAAACAACAUCUACUCCUUCUUACCACUGCAAGUUAAAAGUUUCUUGCCUGUUUCUAUACACGACGCUAGGUUAAGUGUUGCUGCUAUAGCAAGUGGAAAAGUUGAGAAAGAGAUAAGUCGUAAAAUAGUAGAGUUAUAUCUCAAGUUAAUUGUCCAACUGUGUAAACAGUUUCCUGGGUGGUCAUUGAAAGAAUGGAUUCAAAUGUUUCCCCUGCAGAAUCAUGUCCAGCUUCCAUUUGUAUUUGAUAUAGCGCAGCAGGUAACAAAACAUUUGUGCACGUGCAGCGAAGCUGUCAUUCCGAUUGGUGGAAACGUGUGGAUGAAGUGGGAUAAUGUCAGAUUUCUAACGAAAACGUUUGAUCAGAAAUUAACUAGAUUAGUUCUAUCCUAUAUGAAUUGGUAUUACAAACAGUCAAAUCAGAAAGAGUUGGUGUGUGUCGAGUUAUCAGACGAAUUUACAAGAUUAUUUCCAGAUGAAGUUUCCAAGCAUACUGUAAACGAAGAAAAUUUCCUUGGUGUAUUUUUCAAAUCUUUACACUGGGAUGGGGUAGAUCAGAAAGUGCGAGAUGAAAUCUUGAGCUUUUUGUUAAACGAAUAUAUAGUGCACAAAAAGCUGAGAAAAUACCUGUCUUCUACACCUUGCAUCCCUACCCAACCACGUGGUAGGCUACGCUUACCAAGUGAGCUUGUUAUGCCAGACAGUAGAGUUGGGGUACUGUAUCAUACUAAUGAGGAAGUAUUUCCAGAAACUAGCUUUCAAACUUCCACCUUGCAAGCGUUGGGCAUGGUUGCAGUUACACUGUCGUGGGAGAGAUUGAUUAAAAGAAUUAAGUCUGUUUGGUUGUUAGCUCAAAAUAAAGACGACAUACCCUGCGCUAUCUUACGAAGUCAAUACCUCGUGCAGUUUAUCGAGGAGAAGUUACAAAGAGAUAACCUGUCUGACGAAGCACGCAACGAGCUGCUACAUGAACCGUUCAUACCAGUGUUAAAGAAAACAGACGACUCGUUGUUUUCGAGUUGGUAUAUGGAUGAACGUAUGUUUGCUUCAAUAGGUGAGGUGUAUCCUUCCAAAUAUAAGGAUAUUGCGUGUUUAUCUGUCCUCCUUUGUGGUGAAGCUUUUGAUAAAAUUGUGAUGAAACUAAAACCAGGUUGUGCGCCUGCAAUAGACACAGUAAAACUGCAAAUGGUCAAAUUAAACGAAAUUCACGAAGCUGGUUGUAAAGAUGAUCCUAGAUUUAUACACACGUUACAAACCUUUUACGAUUACUUGAAGCACGAUGUAAAAAACGUCCCAUAUGAAGAGCUGAAAAACCUCAAAGUACUAUACACUAAUACUGGUGAACUUGCUCUUCCUCAUCGAAUGUAUUUUGAAGUUUCCCAGGAGAUUCCCAACUAUAUACACCAACUUCCAGCGCUUUUGAGGCUUAAAUUUCCCGAUGUAAUGUUGAAUCUUGGUGUAAGAAAGCAUUGUGAUGUUAACACUUACGUGCAAGUGUUACAAGAAGUCAAAGAAGACUUCACAUCCCGUCUACCUGAGAGUAUCUUGCACACAGUUUUGUACCGCGUCCUGCCACAAAUGAUUACCGCUGAUUGUUCCGGAGACAUUUUUCUACCGGACAGAUCUGGUGUUAUGCGAAACGUCAGAGAUAUGUAUUUUACGGAACAGGUUUUGCUACAUGGUCAACAAUCUGAUCAAUUCAUCCACGAAGGAAUUUCAAAAUCACUUAGUUGUCGUCUCGGCAUUCGGCAGUAUCAAAGACCACAAAAUGCAAUACAACUCGCAUCUGAUGGCGGAAAUCUUGUAAGUUCACCUUCUUUAUUUAGAGCGGAUUUUGUGCCAAAUACUCCUAUUCAGGAUGUACUGAAAGAAAUGCUGUUUAACGCUGACGAUGCAGCUUGUACAGAAGUUGAAUUUGUACUCGAUUCUAGACACCGUGUCGCUCAAACUGAUUUAUGCAACCAAUGGAAAGAGAUGCUAGGACCAGCGUUAAUAUUAAAAACGAACAGUGUGUUCACGAAGGAUAACCUCCAGUCUUUUCCAUCUUUAAACAGAAUUAACUGCGAUGUUCUAACUACAGGAAUGUACGGUCGCGGCGACGUUGUAGCUUGCGCGAUCACUGAUUAUCCGUCCGUCCUAACACAUGUUGCUGCGUGUAACAGCGUGUUAAAGAUAGUCGAUUGCAACGCUUUGUCCGACGACAACGCCAUAGAAUCUGGGUAUUUUUUCCUUGAAAACGCAUACAACUGCGAGGAAGUAAAAGAAACUUUUUUGGUGGAAAGUUUAAAUCCAACUGAUUCAAAGGAUGUCACUUUGUUUCGCUUUCCCUUGAGGACUGAGAACAUGGCGUAUCAAUCUCAAGUUUCUAAUAAUGUAACAACAAUUGACGAUAUGAAGGAAAUUAUUGGGGCUUUCUUGAAAGAUGUGCCAGGUUUUCUUUUAUUACUAAGACAUGUCGAAAAGCUAUCCUUCAGUGUUAUUGACGAAAAUGGAAAAGUUGCAAGUAAUGAUUUUCGUCUGCGAAAAUAUGGCGCAAGCAAGCAAAAAGUAAAGAAUUUCCAAAACUUUGAAAAAAAACUUCAUCGAAACUUAGGAAAUGUCACGCAUUUGACGCGCGAGUCACAGCGUAUAUUGUACAACGCGUGUCUGCAACACACCUCUUCAACUGAUACUCACGUUCAUCACGUAAAUAUGCUGAAGCAAGUUGGUUUUUCUGACUUGACCGAUUUGGACUCAUCUAUCGUGUCAUUGGUUGAAAACAACGAAUUGAAAUUAAUACCAAUGGGUGUGGUAGUUUCCAUUUUGGAAGACAACGCAUGUCCAUACUGUGAAAGUGUGUCAACUUGUAACCCGGAUGAGCUGUUUCAUGCUGCAGAUAAUUUCUAUAAGGGUCUGUUAAAUAACGAAUUAAAAGAUUGUAUAUUCGGUGGAAAUUUUGUUUUGAAUGCGCAAGAACAAUCGUACGGAUCAAGUGGAGAGUUAAAGCAAGAAUGGAAUCGGCAUGUUUUGAAAAACUGCGUGGUACCUUGUUAUGUCGAACAUGUGGUAACUUCAGCAGAAAGGUUAGCAGUUGAGGAUGUAGGUACUUCAGAAGAAAUGCUACAAAAGGUCAACAGUUUUUAUCAACUAUUUCCAUCACUAGAAGAUUUCAACCCUUAUGAUUUUUGGGAUAGUUUCGUUGAGGAGUUCUACCGACAAAUUUUAAGUAAACGCGUAUUAUCUGUUUUAAAAGUUGAAGAAAACUGUCUGGCCUUCUACACCCCGAAAGAAUACUUGGUAUAUAUACCAGCAACAAGAGAACAUUCAUUCAUGUGUGUUAAAUCACAACUUCUUUGUGUUCUUCAGCGAUGUAUGAUCACAACAGAUGUAUUACCAGAAAGAAUUACUUCAAAUAUUGAAAAAUACGGAACUUCCUUAACCAAGGUAACGCCUGCGUUGGUGCGAGAACAGUUAAAUAAAGUUAAAAAUUCAAUUUUGCCAGCACAAGGAGAGAACAGAAAAGUGAGCGCUUCUAUCUUUCAAAACAUUGAAGAUACUUUAACUUUACUGCGCUACUGCUUAAGUGAGGAUAAUAACGUAGAAGAACUUCCACUUUGUAUAGCUGCAGAUGGGAGCAUCUCAGAAUUUUCAUCAAAGAAACCCCUCUUCUUUACGCGAUUCAGCAACAUAUUUGUAGAUCAUAAAGGCUUGUUUGUUCAUCCUCUACUUUUUCAAACUUUAUUGGAAGUUAAACGUGAUUGGAGUGAACAAGCUUCCUUUAAAGAUCUAACAUUUGAAGCAUUUUUGGAGCUCUUUGAGGAGUAUGUUCCUACAGGAAGCUAUUUGAACAGUUCAUCGUUUGCUAGUGGUGUUGAGCUACCAACAGAAGAAUGGCUGAACAGGGUGUGGAUGUACCUACUCGAAACAAAUGACGACCGUGAUCAAAUGUUUCACAGCAUCUCAAGCUUGCCGUUGCUACUCACAACAUACAAGGAUAAAAAAAUGCUACUUCCAGUUGGUAGAGGAAAGGCCAUUAUGUUUUGUGACGACUGCAACGAUGACAGUCAAGAUUUGAUGAAAGCAUAUGGAGAUGGUCUACUUGAAGCAAGUCACAUUUUUGAUUAUGAGAUAGCUAAGCACAUUUUCGGUUGUGUGAAUGUUGCUGAAAAUUACAUCGAUGCAAUGUUGCUGUCUUUUGAAUGUGGAAAUAACAAACCACCAACACCGUAUCAAGCUCGACUUAUACUUGAGCAUUUAAACCAACAAGUAAAAGAACUUGGUGAAAAUUAUGUAUUGAAACUGUGUUCGUUACCAUUGUUUGAAAGAUUGGAUGGACAGAUGGGCGAUGCAGUUGGCGAGGUGUUCUUUUUAGAGAGAGACGUUCCACCUAUUGCUAAAGAAUUCCUUAAAGAUGACAGAAAAGAUCUGCUUUUAAAAACGACUGAUACUCUGAAAAACUUGUUUCUCUCGCUUCAUUUUAAUUCAUUAGACUCUUUGAGUGUCUAUAAAAAAUACAUUUUUCCAGUCAUAGAUAGACUCACUGAUGAGAAAGUUAUGGAACACAUGCAAUUUCUUAAGAACGAGGUACUUCCUAAUAAAACUAAUGAGUUACUCAAUGCUUUAGCAGCAGUAAAGUUUGUUCCGACGCAAUGUGGAGAAAGGAAGUGCGUUACUGAACUGCAUGACCCCAACAUAGAGUUGUUCACUCUACUGCUUUCUAAAGAUGACUUUCCGUCAGAUAUCUACGUAGAAGGUGAUUGGUUGAUUUUUUUAAAAUCGAUUGGUUUAAAAACUAAGGUCACUGUUGACUUAUUUGUCAAGUUUGCCAAGCAUGUCGAAGGAAUGAAGGAUUUGCAAGAAGCAACGAAACUAUCAAAAAAGCUAUGUGAAGAGUUGUCGGAGAGCGACUUAUUUUUGACCGCGAAAGAAGCCUUGUCGAAAAUUAAAUCCAUUAAUUUCAUAAUACCAUACAAAAUUAAUGAGCGUUUUGAAAAGAUUUCGGCCAGCAAAAACUUAAACCAGAAGAAGAUCUGCUUCAAUAACUCCUCGAUUCAAGAAUAUGAAAAGCUACUCUGGACAACAACCACAAUUCUUCCCAAGUACGCUGUGAGUACAAUACACCAAGCUACCCAACUUGGUGUUAUGUGUCCCGCACAGGACAAGCAACCAGGGUCAAACAUUUUCAUAGAUAGAGUUAUCCAGCAUAUUAAAAACAUCACUGAAUCGAUAACAAGCACAGAUACAGCGACACACAAGAAGCUGAAAGAAGAAGACGGAGAGGUGAUUGUUGAUAUAUUAAGUUCGUUUUACAAAUUUGUAGCUGAUACAGGUUCUGUGACACAAGAUAUCGCUCGCAUGUGUGGUGAAAUAAGCUGUAUAUUAGUUUGCCAUAGUAACGCCAUCGAUAUCCCAUCCAGAGCAUUUCUUUGUAAUGAUACCCAGCUUUCACCUUAUUUGAAUCCGGUUUUUCCCGGAUUUGAAAAUCAAUCUGGCGCUCUAGCAAAGAUUGGUUGCGCGAAGCAUCCAACUGCUAAAUCCUAUUGUGACAUGCUUGCUUCGGUCCAUUUAAAAAUUGGUGGAAAUGCACUUGAUAAUUCAGAUUUUCGCUUGGUAAAAAUAGCUUUGUUUCAACUCAGUGAAAGUUUGAAAGAGGUAAAAGAGAGUGAAUUGAAGGGUGUGGAAUUGUUUCUUCCAACUUCGGCUAUUAGACAAGAUGAAAUGCGAAUGACAAUAUCUAAGCAAGCCAUUUUUAUCAACGACUUGGAGAUGCUAAUAAGAUUGAAAUAUUGCAAAGAACAAGUUCUAUUGCUCUCUUAUGAAGAUGAUAAAAAUAAAAACGAUAGAUUAUCAUUUAAUCAAAGUUUGUAUGAACGCUUACCGUUGGAACUAAAGCCGAAAUUAAUCACGGAGGUGGUGAUUGAAUUCGUUGCAACCUGCCAGCAAGUCACAGUUAAUCAAGACCACGUUAGUAUGAAAGUUAAAUCCGUUUUGCAGUCACCGUUGUUUUUAAAAAGUUUAGCACGGCUUGUUAUGGACCGGGAGACAAAUUCUGGAAUGCGCAAAAAUACUUUUCAAAUGUUUAAGAAUGCGAAAAUAAUAGUCGUGAAAGAUUUAGUAACUAGUUUGACUUAUCGAGGAGAAGUUAUACUCGAUAGUAAAACGAAAAAAAUUUUUUUCGUUCAGAAGACUGAAACUGGUUUAGUUGUUUACGUUGCAGAGUCUGCUGUGGAAAGUAACUUCGACAAAAUACCUCCCCUGAUUUUUCAACUUUUCUGCGAAAUCUUCAAGCAAAAAGAAAAUGUUUUCUUGCAGUUAUUUCAUCCGCCCCCUGAUGGUCUGGAAAAGUUACUCGAACAGAAUGAUAUCAGGACUGUGAUUGAUAUGGCUGAAGUUGUGAAUUUCGAUCAAAUUGCCUGGAUGGAGCAAGACAUUGUCGAAUUUAAUAAAAAUGAAGCGGUUAUCGUCAGAGCAAAAAAGGAUCAAACGAAAUACUGUUACGGAAAAAUUGUUGCAGUUGAAAAGCAUACAAACAAAGCGUUGGCAGAGUGUCAAGUCAAGAUAUUUGAAAAUAUUACAGAAACUAUCAAAGCGAUGCAUUUGUACAGAUAUGAUGUUGUUGGAGGUCUGAAUGCAGAAACGAAAACAACAAAAAAUAAAAGUGCAAAAGAUCAAGAAGCGGAGAUCAGUUCAAUGUUGACAUGCAGCCAAGAUGAAGAAGAAGUAAAGAUAAUUUCACGUAGGUUGUACAUGAAACAUUUUACAAAUGACUCGAAAGAGUCACCUCUGUUUAACCAUGUGCAAAAAGAAAUAAAAAAGUUAAACAAAGAAAUAGAAAAAGAAUUCUCUGCAUGGAACCACGAAGCUAAAAUUUUAAAGCUCCGUAGAUGAUCCUGAGGACAACUCAAACGUAACAUAACUUAAAACAGCGCAUACCAGCACCAACGUAUUGAAGCACAAUGAUUUUUCAAACAAAAACUUCAACCGACAACAAAAAGUUCGAAAUGACUCACGCAUGGAAAAGCGACCUUCACAUAUUUCCCGCCUUUUUACUGUAAACGUUAACGUUUUCCCAACCUCGUCCCAAUGCUACAUCAUUUUUUCUCUGGCUACCUUUUAAGAAAAAAUGACGAAAAUAAAUUCUAGCGGGAAAACUUAAAGCUGUUUAUAGCAAUUGUCUUGAAAAUAAAAAUUGAACACUGUUUUUUUUCUGCAACAAGUUAUUAUAAGUGUUUUUUUAAGGUAGAUAUUUUAAGUAGUAGAGUACAAGUUUUGUUUUAGAAGUAAUCGCGUUGCUAAGGGCUGAGGCUGAAGUUUGGGUCAAUACUUAAGCAACUGGCUAGGCUGGAAAUUUAAAAAGUUAAGCCACUGCGACUUAAAUCUGAAUCACUGCAAACAACAACCUCUACAACAUCAACAAAAUAGUGUAAAGCUGAAUUGUUGUGGAAAUUAAAUAUGACUCUUAACAACUUCUAAGCAGGCUGAUAUUGCCCCUAGCAACUGAUAAAAAGAAACGUGUAAUUUUAAAACAAAUUUUAGUUUUUAUUAGAACAGAUUCAUUGGACUACUUUU
Molecule: messenger RNA, 13439 nt
Organism: Hydractinia symbiolongicarpus
Lineage: Eukaryota; Metazoa; Cnidaria; Hydrozoa; Anthoathecata; Hydractiniidae
Product: sacsin-like
Exons: 8
Coding region: 996-12758 (3920 amino acids)
Molecular function (GO): Hsp70 protein binding
Source: RefSeq, a predicted model, not a curated record